CAAGGCGAUAUUGAUGCCAGAUGGCCACAGUGAUGGCUGAAAUGUCAGAAGACUCGAAGAAAAAGAGGAAAGACUUUGAAAAUGCACUGACAAAUGAAUGGAUCCAAGAAGGAGUGUUUGAACGAUAUGAUGAGCCAGAUGAGUUAUUGAGAGUGAGGCGAGCCAUUCUUCAUUAUAUAUGCGAGGGCUUAGAUUACAAGACUGAAGACUUUUGCAAAAAAGUUAACAAAUUGAUCAAUAUAGAAGGUACUGACAUUCCACGUCACCCAGAUGUUUAUAAGUUUGAAGGGGAUGAAGAGGACCAGGACAGGACAGAUGGCAGGAAUAGAAGAUCAGAGAUAGAAAUGGAAAUUGCUGUUCCUCAUGGCACCAAUAACUGCUUAGACACACAUGACAAUGAAACCAUGGAUAAGACACCACAAGUCAUGCCCGGCUCAGCCAAACAGACCAUGGAUCAGGACCAACAAGUCACGCCUGACUCAGCCAAACAGACCAUGGAUCAGGACCAACAAGUCAUGCCUGACUCAGCCAAACAGACCAUGGAUCAGGACCAACAAGUCACGCCAGACUCAGUGAAAGAGACAAUGGAUAAGACACCACAAGUCACCUGUACGAUAGAUAAAAUUGGAGAUACUCGCCUGGCAUUCUAUAUUGGUGUUGGAGAAUUUGAUAAGAGAGGCAUUGAUGGCAAAAGUGAUGGAACAGGGAAAAUCGAUGAAAAAAUGAGAAGGAAAAGUGAAGAACAUAUGGAUAGAAAAAAUGCAGAAUCAGCUUUUGCAGAACUAGGAUUUACUUUUAAAAGCAACAAAUCGUAUGGAUCAAGGAAAGAGGAAAUUGAUGAAUUCUUGGAAGAAGUAUUGAAAGAGGCAGAAGAAGCACAUAUCAUUGUUGUGGUGAUAGGCUCACACGGUGAGGAAGUAACAGAACAAAAUAAGGAGAGAAAUAUUCUUCGUCAUCGCAUCUUACUGGAAGACACAUUUUUUUAUACAGAUGAUCUUUUGAAAAUGUUUGAUGAGAGAAGAAAAUUAAAAGCCAUUCCUAAGCUUUUCUUUAUACAAGCAUGCCGCGGUGGAGUCAAUGCUUCAAAGGAUGAGAUUGUGGACAGGGGUGUACCAAUUUCUGUUGCACCUGACAGAAAUCCAGAAGCAGAAGAAAAUGACAUGGCCAACAGGAUUGAUGCUGUUAAAAUAAAUGAGGACAUUUCUGAUGCCAGAAUGAGACUGCCAAAAUCUAUAACAACUCAGCUACAAGGCAAUGAGGAUAAGGAACAUGAAAAAGGUGGCAUCAGACAAACAAAACUGGACAUUGAUACAACAACAGAGCCAAUUCCACAGCAGGAAAUCCAGUCCAUUAAUUGUAUUGAAGAAAGUUUGGUCAUGCAUGCUUCAGCAUCAGGGAGAGAAGCGUACCGAAAGGUAUCUGAAGGUGGAUGGUUGAUUACAGCAUUGUGUGAUGGACUAAAGCAAUGGAAACAGUCCAAUCAAGACCAAGACUUAUUACAGGUGCUGACUGGAGUUAUUGGUAAAAUAGCCAUUGAAAAAGAGACAAGGGACGGCUUUAAAUCUGCUGCAUGCUUUUCCCAUAUGUUGACCAAGGAUAUCUAUCUAUGA
This is a messenger RNA of Ylistrum balloti, 1610 nucleotides long. RefSeq lists its product as uncharacterized. Gene Ontology annotation, biological process: proteolysis. Gene Ontology annotation, molecular function: cysteine-type endopeptidase activity. The coding region runs from base 21 to 1610 and encodes 529 amino acids. NCBI's taxonomy places the organism in Eukaryota, Metazoa, Mollusca, Bivalvia, Pectinida, Pectinidae. The record is from RefSeq and is a predicted model, not a curated record. The transcript has 11 exons.